UUAGGAGGAAAUGUUCAAAAUUAAAAGAACCAUAUAUAAGAUGGUCUUGGUCAGGGUCAUCAGUGGUGCCAAAACAGCCGCUGAAAAACUCCCAACCGAGUCUAAAUUCGACCCACCACAAAAGUAUUGCUAACGCCAAAGAAGGGGUCACCUUUUGUUUUUUUUUUUUUUUGAUGAAUUCAGUCUUACGUUAAAUUUGUCAAAUAUAUGUCUCAACUUUCAACUUUCAACAAUUCCAACCCAAACUUGGAAAGUGAGCUAGCUGUUUAAUUGACACAACUUUGAAUAGGUAAAUGAAUUUGAAAAAUCGCCCGAGUAUUACAGUUUUUACUAUGGUUAUUUUAUAGACAGACAGAAUAUGUCAAAUAAUGAAUUAAGACUAUGUGAUUGACAAGUCAAGUUUUUUUUCUUUAAUCAUUUUACCAAUUAUGAAUUAUCAUAUCAUCAAUAAAGUCUACGUCGUACGAGUAAUGCUAUAUACUGAACAAGUAUCCACCAAAGCUGACGUGGCAUGGUUGUCCACGCUACAUUGAAAUGCGGAUAAUUGUCGGAUAUAUAUAUAUAUAUAUAGCAUUGCUCAUGCAUGACAUAACACAUGAAGAAAAAGUAUAUAUGCAUGCAUGACAUGCAUGUACAUGUUAUGCCACAGGAAGCCCUGGUAUCAAAGAGCAAUGGAGAUGGCAACUCUAUGGAGAACAAUUUCCAAGUCCACAGAAAUCCCAACGACAAAUCCAACAAAAGUAUGGAAAACAAUUUCCAGAACCCCAGAAAUCCCAAACAAUGCAAAUUCCAACAACUACAGAAACAAGCUAAGAAAAUGUACCUCUCUAAAGGUUGCCAGUACCUUCACAAGAGUCUGUCUCUGUGCUCCGAUCUCCUCCUACAAUGAAGUUUUCCGGGCGGAGGUUCCGCCGAGAAGAAGCAACAGCUACCCAAGAUCAAAGCCAUUUCCCAUCUCACAAGAGAAAACAAUUCCCACCGCAAGGCUUAGCGUGGAAAGCAGAAGAGUUUUCCGGGGAAAAUCGUUGACAGAUGAUGUUUUGAUGAGAAGAUUUGUGAUUGAAGAGGAAGCGAUGAUGCAGAUUAGAAGGAGAAAUCAGAUGGAAGUUAUAAGGAGGAGGAGUAUUAUGAGAAGGAAGAAGCUUGGGCCUAGUCGUCUUAGUAGAAUGGUUAUGGCAGGGGAAGAACUAAAUUAGUAACUACAAUUUUUUGAACUUUUAUUUUUCCCUUCAUUUUUCAGUACUUGGCUUAAUUAAUUACCUUGU
Molecule: messenger RNA, 1265 nt
Organism: Corylus avellana
Lineage: Eukaryota; Viridiplantae; Streptophyta; Magnoliopsida; Fagales; Betulaceae
Product: Serine/Threonine-kinase
Source: RefSeq, a predicted model, not a curated record